UUAAAAUAUGACUGAUACAACACUGCGUGGUAUGUUUCUUGAGUUCGCUAUUCUAUCAGCUGUAUUUGAUUACUUUCUUAUUAUUGGCCUUUAAGUGUUUGAAAUUAAUAAAUUUAAUAAAUCUCGUUAUUAAUAUGGAAGGAAACCACGAUAUUCAGGUAAAUUAAGUUGAUUAUAAGUGAAAUAUGAAAAUAUUUCGAUGUUUAUGUGGUUGCAAAUGAUUUUAUUGCAGUGUAAACCAAAACGCCGCCGUUUCAACCCGGUACAUAAGUGGAAUGCGACAGAAGAAAAAGCGCUUGUGGAGUUCCUAAUGGAAAUAGAAGUUUCGAGAAACCAAUGGCUCAAAGCUUUUAUGGUCGUUUCAUCGAAGACACGCAGCUGACGGUAGGAUGGAAAGUAGUGCGCGCAAAAGUACGCAAUAUGCGCACUAAUUAUAAUAAAGCAAAGGAGUUGGAAUUGUCGACAGGCGCUGGAAGUAUGGAAGGCGGCACAAUAAAAAAUACUUUAAGAAAAAUGUGUUUUUUCUAUGAAGAGUUGGACGAUAUUUUCGGCAGCAGAUUAAAUUGUUCUGCAGUAGUGGAAGACAGUUUGCUGACGUUGUUAGAAAGCGACUCUACAAGUCAAUCGGGAGCAGAAUGUGUGGUUGAAGUGGGCAGUUCAGUUGAAGCUGAAGAAGUACAAAGUCCAGCGUUGAACGACAAUGUGUGCACUCGAAGGCAGAAAGGAAUAUAUUCCAAAACUGCCUUGUCAGAUAUUUUGUAGGUUCAUGGCAAGAUCGCAGAAAUAAGGAAGCAAAAGCUUGAGAUUGAUGUUGCAGCAAGGGAAAGGGAAAUGUCAAUCAAAGAAAAACAAUUAGAGUAAAAAGAAAAAGAAAUAGAAUUAGAAAAAGAGAAAUUAAUGACAAAUUAGAAAUUGAAAAAAUGAAAUUACAAACGUAGGAGAGGUUGGCAAUGGAAGAGCUUAGGCUAAAAUAUAAAUAAUUUUACAAUGCACUACAUUUUUAGUUCACUGAAUUUAUUUUUAUUAUUAUGUCAUUUUUUUAUGUUUUAAAUGAAGUUUUUAUGUUAUAAGUUUUGUUGUGAUAUUAAUAGUUAGUGCCUUUUGAAGAAUACGAA
Bactrocera neohumeralis is the source of this 1115-nucleotide messenger RNA. RefSeq lists its product as uncharacterized. The transcript has 3 exons. NCBI's taxonomy places the organism in Eukaryota, Metazoa, Arthropoda, Insecta, Diptera, Tephritidae. The coding region runs from base 337 to 762 and encodes 141 amino acids. The record is from RefSeq and is a predicted model, not a curated record.